GGCGUCGUGAUGAAACCAGAGGGAUGCGAUUGCAGGAGGAAGGGAGGCCCGGUCGACGACCCGCCGCUCUCAUCCCCGCCAACCCCUUACCUCGCUGCGGGGUGCUAGGCCGAUAUUGUCGCGUCUGCGCGAUGAACAACGUACGAGACAGUCGGGCUAAACGGGUUCGCGGUAGAGACGUGCCGUCGCGGCGUCGUGUGGCGUCGGGACGCGUGUCAACUCCUCGCCGAUUUCGGUAGAGGCGCCUGACCGUGGUGUUGAUGGCACCCCAGCAACAGCAACAACCAGGGUGCUCGCCACGGACAUCCUCGCGCGAUCAUGAACAGCUCGCCGCAAAACACGAGCACCGCCGGCACCGGGCAACGUCGAACAGCCGGUGUCGAUAACAGCGACGAGGAGGAAUGGAGCGGCGUCGUCGAAUGUGCCGUUCUUGAGAGAACCAAGUCCGAUAGGGUUGCACGCGCUGAUGAAGAUAGACGUCGCCGGACGAUCAUCGUUGAGAAGAAAAACGGCACGUACGGUUUCACGUUACAGAGCUACGGAAUACACUACAAGAGGGAGCAGGAAAUAGAGAUGGUAACUUACGUGGAUUACGUGGAAUAUGAUGGACCAGCGUUCAAAGCUGGUAUGCGGGAGGGUGACGUGAUACUCUCUAUAAACGGCCACGAGAUGGACAGGGCUGAUCACAAAACUCUAGUGAACUUUAUCAAGAACUGUGAUACCAGAAUGCGGAUGGUCGUGUCCUUCGAAGACUGUGUCAGAAAGGUGGAAUUACACAUGCGUUAUAUCGAGUUACAACGCGCUCUCCAGUCUCGUUUAGGCGAACUGGAGAGGUUGUGCGAGAGAGAACGGUCUAUUUUAAUGGGACGAUGGAAAACCCAUUCACUGCCAGCGCGCAAAAGAACGCCUAAUAGCAUCGGCACUAAUCUCAACCAACCAUCGCCCUCUUCUAGCUUCAACUCUUCCACGAUUCAAUGCUGCCGGCCAGCAACCUCCACUGAGCACCUUCUACUUUAUAACGUGUUCGCGGAUGGACGACCAUGUCUUAUACCACGUAGCGCCGCUUGCCUUGUGACAGUCGGUCCGCCUCGUUCUCGCAGCGACCAUCAUCACUUUCUCUCGAAGAUAUCAAGCGAAUCCGCGGUGACCUCUUUGCGCCAUAGUUACCAUCAGGCAAACGGUAUGAUGGGUACACCUGCAAAGAGUAAAUCUCACAAACAAUCCUGCCAGCAGCAGUCAUCGGCUGCUGGUGAAGGACCAUCAUUACACUCGGCUCCUCAGAACAAUCUUUGUGUCGCUUGCAUCUCCAGCGCAAAUCGUCGCCGAGAGCAAUCCGACAGCGUUAGUCUAGAUGCUUAUGAUCUCGCUAGUCCCUGCUGCGAUCCGAAUUGCGUGCCUAGUCGUCGACGUCGUGAGAAACAACGACGCGCUCGCAACGAACAAGCUCUCCAUCAACAGCAGCAGCAGCAGCAGCAGCAGCAACAACAGCAACAACAGCAAGCCAAUAUACAACACCAUCACGCUCAAGGACGAGAUCAACAAUCGCAGCAACAGUCGCAGCAGCCUAACACUCACAGUUGCCCUCGCACAUCCGGCCAUAGUCUUCAUUCAAUUACCAGUAGUGAUGUCUCGACGACAGCCGAAAGCGUCGCCUCCUGCUCCACUAGCCUCAGCACCGACACCCUGUACUGGGACCCGAGUGUGCACCAGCGACCACCGCCGUGCCUUCAGUACGCCAAACCUAAAUCCUGGGAUAAUCUAACUACCAAAGCCUUCGGCGGUUACGGCUUCGGUUAUGGUUAUUUGGACACUGUGACUAUCAAAACCCACAGCGCGGAACGUCCUGGUAAAGGAUCACACAGCAGCGGCGGCGGUAGUGGCAGAUCAAAGACGCCAGUCGGUACCAUACAGCGAAAGAACAGCGGUGCCAGCGGCAGUACUGCAUACUCUACCGCGACGAGUUCGACAGUCAGUCGACACUUCCAGCCGACCAAGUCGACGGAGAGCUUGCUCAUUCCGCUGGGACCAUACCAAGGCGAUCUCGACCAGGCAAGUCUAAGCUGCGAGUGCCUGGACGGCGGUGGAGCUGGAUCACGAUUUAUUCAGCUAGAUAAACAUAAGCGCGUUGAUGAGGCGGGAUACGUCUCGUUGACCCACGCGCAAGUCAGACAUCGACGGUCUAGUCAUUCCGACGGAAAACUAAGGGCUAUCAAUAAUCCCGAAGUCACGCGAUUGUAAUAUGCUUUAAAUAUGUCUUAAAUCAAGCUAUAUGCUAAUAAAGCAUAAAUAUAUAUUG
Molecule: messenger RNA, 2296 nt
Organism: Solenopsis invicta (red fire ant)
Lineage: Eukaryota; Metazoa; Arthropoda; Insecta; Hymenoptera; Formicidae
Gene: ssp6
Exons: 5
Coding region: 319-2238 (639 amino acids)
Molecular function (GO): protein binding
Source: RefSeq, a predicted model, not a curated record